Messenger RNA from Daucus carota subsp. sativus, 1268 nucleotides. Its product is annotated as tetraspanin-19. The coding region runs from base 138 to 491 and encodes 117 amino acids. Lineage: Eukaryota; Viridiplantae; Streptophyta; Magnoliopsida; Apiales; Apiaceae. The transcript has 4 exons. The record is from RefSeq and is a predicted model, not a curated record.
UGAUAUGCAGGUUUAUUUAUACAUUCUUUGCACUUGGAGCUUCUUUGAGUUUGAUUACAUGCUUUGGUCACAUUGCUGCUGAGACUGUUAAUGGUUGCGGCCUUUUUUCUUAUGCACUGUUCGUCUUUUUGUUUUUCAUGCUAGAAGUUGCAGUUUCGGUGGACAUAUUUUUGGACAGCAACUGGGAGGAGGACUUUCCAGAAGACCCAACUGGGAACUUUGCUGACCUGAAAGAUUUUAUAAGAAAAAACUUUCAGAUGUGUAAAUGGAUUGGCUUCUCUCUCAUUACCAUACAGGUAUUAUGUAUGCUCUUAGCUAUGAUGCUCAAAGCUCUUGGACCAGAUCAUGAAGCAGGUUAUGAAAGUGAAGAUGAUUAUAUCCCUGAAGGGGUCCCAAUAUUGACUAAAUACGCUUCUCGGCCACCUGUUGUUGUCGUUGAUCAUUUCCACGGUUCUAGGAAUGUUUCAUAUAGCGUAAAAUUUAACAGGUAAGGCUAAUGUUCAUCAUUUCAGUUCAAGAGGAAUUGUUUGCAUUCAUUAGCUGUUUGAUAAUCAAGAAAUAGUAGUUUUUUGUGUUGUGUCAUUAUGUGAUAUAUACGAGCACCCAUACCUAGUGCUUAAAUUGGACACUGAUAGUCAGACACUGGUGUCUCACUCUUUUGUUGAACAUGUCCUCUAGACCUUGCUCAAGUACUUGAAUUACGUAAUAAACUAUAAAUGAUCUCUUGGACUCAUGAUUUUAAAUCUCAUACUUCUUGAGCCGACUUUGAAUCUGCUGGUUUGAGUUAAUAGAUUGAUCAGGUAUGGACUCUGUUGGACUUUCCACAUAUCGAGGUCGGAAUGGGAUGCUUCCUUGCUAGAUUAGAAGCCAAACAAGCUGUAAUUCAAUAUGUAAUUUUCAUAUUUUUCUAACAAAACAUCAAUCUACGUUGUCCAAAGAUGAAAUUCUUAAUGAUACUUGGUUAAGACAUUUUGUAUCAUAUUCCUCAAAAUUAGUAUAAUUUAGGACAUUAUAUAGCUACUCUCUUGGAGAUGCUCUUAAUAAGUCUAGACUUUUGAGACAUGUGAAAACUUGAUGUUCUUGUUGAGCCCAUUUAGUGUUUUAUAUUGAUAAGGGUGCAUGUAAUUCCAAGCACAUUCUAUCUGUGUCCUGAUCUUGGCAGCUCAGUGUAUAUCAUUCAUAUUUGAUCAGUUUGUAGCUCUGAAUGUCUCUAGCAGUCAUGAGGUUUCCUUUGUAAACUACUGCCGAGUACAAAAGAGAUAUUACUU